AUGAGAGCUUCCAGCGUGCUCAAUUUCCAGCAUUCUGCCACUGCCAACUUGAGAAGACCAUGGCAGACAUUCAAGGACGGCCAGAUAUGGUAUGGUCUUACAACGAGAGGUUCCAAGAGACACCCCUUGACUUCAAAACAGGGAAACAAGCAUUAUUACAAAGGUACUGGUUCUUCUGGAUACGGAAAGUUGAAUAAGGCUGGUCAAUAUAUUGUCAACUGGUCCAAAGUCAGAACAUACGUGGUUCCAGCGGAUUUGCCCAACACGGAACUCAAGGCCUUAGUUGGUGGCUCUGUUCCGCAGAUAUACCAACGUCUCGAGGGUUACAGUGAUGGUUUCAAGAGUCCUGAACUACUUUGGGAAAACAUCAAAGACUUUGUCGAAUACGGGGAGAACUACAAUGACCAAGAUUUAGAGAAGAAUAACUACUUGGAAGAGUUUAUCCACCCAGAUGUUCUCAAAGCACAGGAGGAGGAGAAUGCUGUAAUCACAAAGGAUUAG
This is a messenger RNA of Clavispora lusitaniae ATCC 42720, 501 nucleotides long. RefSeq names its product mitochondrial 54S ribosomal protein mL41 (gene MRPL27). Gene Ontology annotation, molecular function: structural constituent of ribosome. Gene Ontology annotation, cellular component: mitochondrial large ribosomal subunit. Gene Ontology annotation, biological process: translation. The record is from RefSeq and is a predicted model, not a curated record. NCBI's taxonomy places the organism in Eukaryota, Fungi, Ascomycota, Pichiomycetes, Serinales, Metschnikowiaceae.